Messenger RNA from Mustela lutreola (European mink), 1183 nucleotides. It is a transcript of the gene DNAJB13, whose product is annotated as DnaJ heat shock protein family (Hsp40) member B13. Lineage: Eukaryota; Metazoa; Chordata; Mammalia; Carnivora; Mustelidae. Gene Ontology annotation, molecular function: protein-folding chaperone binding. The record is from RefSeq and is a predicted model, not a curated record. Gene Ontology annotation, cellular component: cytosol. The coding region runs from base 70 to 1020 and encodes 316 amino acids. The transcript has 8 exons.
ACCAGAGAAUGCAGACUAACAGCCCUCUCGGAGUCGGGAUUAUACAACUGGGUGCCUUGCCAGGCAGCCAUGGGCCAGGACUAUUACUCCGUGCUUGAGGUCACUCGCAAUUCAGAGGAUGCCGAGAUCAAGAAAGCGUACCGGAAACUGGCCCUGAAGAACCACCCGCUCAAGUCCAGCGAGCCAUCUGCAGCAGAGACAUUCAGGCAAAUAGCAGAGGCCUAUGAUGUGCUGAGCGACCCUGUGAAGAGAGGCAUCUAUGACAAGUUUGGAGAAGAGGGCCUGAAGGGCGGGAUUCCCCUGGAGUAUGGAGCCCAGACCCCAUGGACCACUGGUUAUGUCUUCCACGGCAACCCUGAAAAGGUUUUCCAUGAUUUCUUCGGAGGAGACAACCCCUUUGGUGAGUUUUUUGAUGAAGAAGGAAAUGAGGUAGAUUUGAACUUUGGGGGGCUCCGGGGCCGGGGAGUCAAGAAACAGGACCCCCCAAUUGAACGAGACCUCUACCUAUCCCUGGAGGACUUAUUCUUCGGCUGCACCAAGAAAAUUAAGAUCUCCCGAAGGGUGCUGAACGAGGAUGGGUACUCCUCUACCAUCAAGGACAAGAUUCUCACAAUUGAUGUGAAACCUGGUUGGAGGCAGGGCACACGGAUCACCUUUGAGAAGGAAGGGGACCAGGGCCCCAACAUUAUCCCAGCCGACAUCAUCUUCAUCGUAAAGGAGAAGCUACACCCUCGCUUCCGCAGGGAGAACGACAACCUCUUUUUUGUGAACCCCAUUCCCUUGGGCAAGGCCCUGACCUGCUGCACUGUGGAGGUGAAGACCCUAGACGAUCGUCUGCUCAACAUCCCCAUCAAUGAUAUUGUCCAUCCCAAGUAUUUCAAGAAGGUGUCAGGCGAGGGGAUGCCGCUGCCCGAGGACCCCACUAAGAAGGGAGAUCUCUUCAUCUUCUUCGACAUCCAGUUCCCCACCCGCCUCACACCCCAAAAGAAACAGAUGCUGCGCCAGGCAUUGCUGACAUAACUCUUGUGGACUGGAGGCUGGUGCGUGGGGGAGGCUAGCUGGGCCUUUAGCCCACCCCGGCCUCAGGAUGUGCAGGGGAGCCAGCCCACAGCAUAGAUGGGAGGUGAGGAUGGGAUGGCAAGGGACUUUUAAACUGACACAAUAAAGAUUUAUUUCCUACCUA